Sardina pilchardus (European sardine) is the source of this 2998-nucleotide messenger RNA. Its product is annotated as carnitine O-acetyltransferase-like. Gene Ontology annotation, molecular function: carnitine O-acetyltransferase activity. The transcript has 14 exons. Gene Ontology annotation, biological process: carnitine metabolic process, CoA-linked. Bases 101 to 1975 code for a protein of 624 amino acids. The record is from RefSeq and is a predicted model, not a curated record. Gene Ontology annotation, cellular component: peroxisome. NCBI's taxonomy places the organism in Eukaryota, Metazoa, Chordata, Actinopteri, Clupeiformes, Clupeidae.
CCAAACUUCGUCCUUGUGGCGCACUGACCGCGGACGCACAGAAUGACAGCGCUGGUGAUUUUACUCUUGUGACCCAAUCUGGCAGCCUUUUGCCUGAACCAUGCUGACUCUUCUAACCAGAACGAUGACCCAGGCGGGUCGGGCGAAGCCUGCUCUGCUGGCGCGCCCGGUGGUGGGUGCUCAGGAGUGGACGCGGGCGAUCGUCCAGGCGGAGGGGCUGCCCAAGAUGCCCGUGCCGCCGCUGCAGCAGACGUGCGAGCGCUACCUGGCCGUGCUGGAGCCGCUGCUCUGCCCCGAGGAGAUGGAACACACGCGCAAACUGGUCAACGACUUCCUCACGUCCGGCGUCGGACACCGCCUGCAGAAGGGACUGGAGAGACGCGCCAGCAAGAUGGACAACUGGCUGACAGAUUGGUGGAUGCAGUCGGCCUACCUGGACUCACGCAUGCCCGUGGCCGUGUACACCAGCCCAGGUGUGGUCCUACCCAGAAUGCACUUCCAGGAUCGGCAAGGGCAAAUGAGGUUUGCAGCUAAGCUGAUAGCUGGGGUGCUCUCUUUCAAGAAGAUGCUGGACAAUGAGACGCUGGCGGUGCAGCACAUGGGCGGUAAGCCGCUGUGUAUGGACCAGUACUACCACGUGCUGUCGUCCUGCCGCAUCCCCGGCCCCAAGAGGGACAGCGUCGCCAACUACGCCAUCAACAUGACUCCGCCCACUCACAUCACCGUGGUGCACAACUUCCAGUUCUUCAUCCUGGACGUGUACACCAGUGACGGCACGCCCCUGACGGUGGAUCAGCUGUACAUCCAGCUGGAGAAGAUCUGGAACACGUCCCUGCAGACCAACAAGGAGCCCAUCGGCAUCCUCACCUCCCAGCACCGCAACACCUGGGGAAAGGCCUACAACAACCUCAUCAAGGAUAAGACUAAUAAGGAGUCAGUGCGGGCGAUCCAGAAGAGCAUAUUCACAGUGUGCUUGGACGCCCCGUUGCCCAGCGUGUCUGACCAGCUGUACUACAGCCGCGUGGCCGCCCAGAUGCUGCACGGCGGGGGCAGCCGCUGGAACAGUGGCAACCGCUGGUUUGAUAAGACCCUGCAGUUCAUCAUUGGAGAGGACGGUGCCUGUGGAGUCGUCUAUGAGCAUGCUCCAACAGAGGGUCCUCCCAUCAUGUAUCUGGUGGAUUACGUGGUCGAGUACAUGAAGAGGUCUCCGAUCCAGAUGGGCCGCACUCCCAUGAUCCCGCUGCCGAUGCCUCACAAGCUCCGCUUCAACAUCACGCCCGAGAUCAAGAAGGACAUCGAGAAGGCCAAGCAGAACAUGAACAUCAUGGUCCAUGAUCUGGACGUCAGGGCGUUUGUGUUUGAGGAGUUUGGGAAAGACGUCCUUAAAGAGAACAAGAUGAGUCCAGAUGGCUUCAUCCAGAUGGCCAUGCAGCUGGCCUACUACAGAAUGUACAAGGAGUGCUGCUCCACGUAUGAGAGCUCGUCCCUGAGGAUGUUCAAGCUGGGCCGAACGGAAACCAUCCGCUCCACCUCCGUAGACUCGUUCGCCUUCGUUAAGGCCAUGGACGACCCAGCCAAACAGACCUCUGACAAAGUGGCCCUACUGGUGAAGGCCAUCAAAUCGCACAGAAUCUUUGCUGACCAGGCUAUCCAUGGGCAGGCCAUUGACCGGCACCUGUUGGGUCUGAAGAUGAUAGCCAUUGAGGACCUCACCUCCCUCCCUGAGCUCUUUAUGGACACGGCCUACGCUGUGGCUAUGCACUACAACCUCUAUACCAGUCAGGUGGGCUCUAAGACGGACUGUGUGAUGUGCCUGGGCCCCAUCGUGCCCGACGGCUACGCCGUCUGCUACAACCCCAUGGCCAGCCACAUCAACCUCUCCAUCACCGCCUUCAACAGCUGCGAGGAGACCAACGCCACCAAGUACGGCCGGUCACUGGAGGAGGCGCUGCAGGACAUGAGGAAGAUGCUGUAGCCGUGGCAACGCCCAGACCCAGCAUCACCUGAGGACCGCGUGGGACGCAUGGCAACACAGCUGAAUGAGAGAACAGACUCGAAACUACCAGGCCUACCAGAGCAGGGAAACACCCUUUCACACACUCUCACACACACACACACACUUACAAGCACACACACACACACAGAAACACACACAAACACACACACACAUACACACACUUUCAAGCACAAGCGCACACACACACACACACACACACACACACACACACACACACACACACACACACACACACACACAAACAAACACACAAACGCACACACAUUUGUCAGGGGGCACUGUAGUCUUGUCCGACUUGGCCAAGAUUUGGUUGUUUCUUAAGUGUCCAACCACGUCCCACGUGACAGAACUGGGUGAUAGGCGGCCAGUCCGUUCCAUUAGGAGGGUGACAUAACAAAGGUUGCCUUGGCGACUAUCUCCCCUAGUGCUCUGACCCACCGUGGCAAGAGAGUAAUGACCAGAGGCUGGGGCAGAGAGCCACACACUCCGAAGUGUGUUUCCCAGAAGUGUGUGUGUGUGUGUCCGUGUACCAACAUGGUGUGAGCUGCUGACAUUUGCUUUACACACACACAAACACACAGGACAGCCAAACUCCAGCCACUCAGGUCCUUUAUUUAAAAAACAAAACAAAACAGAAACCUUUUUGUGUUGUAAAAACAACACCCUUUGUUGUGCUUGAACAUAUUUAACGUCUUGUGUUGUCUUAAGAAUGCUAUUUACAGUGUUUGUUUUGGAGUUUUUGCCUGCUGUUUACUGUGUUACGUUUACGGCGUAGUCUUUGACUUUGACUCUGUUUGACCAAGUGCUCCUGUACUGCUCCAGGAGACAUGGCAGUAUAAAGCUCCUUGUGCCUUCGCUGUGGUUUCUUAUAUCAGAGCUUCCAGAGUUCCUACAUGCCGUCUGAAAUGGAAACUUAUUUCAUGAAGAGAAAGAUAUAACAUUUGUAUCACUUUCAAAUAAACAAUUAAACAUCUUAUACUA